Molecule: messenger RNA, 1596 nt
Organism: Botrytis sinoallii
Lineage: Eukaryota; Fungi; Ascomycota; Leotiomycetes; Helotiales; Sclerotiniaceae
Exons: 4
Coding region: 174-1502 (442 amino acids)
Molecular function (GO): zinc ion binding; oxidoreductase activity
Source: RefSeq, a predicted model, not a curated record
ACGUCGUUGAUUAGAUUAACGAUCUAAACGAUAUGACGUAGAGGUCUUUAUCGAUCGUGGUUCCCCGCGCUUAACAUUUCGAUAUAAGAAUACCAUACUUUCAACAUCUAUUUUCUCUUUUCCAUAUUGAUUUCGAAAACUACAACAUAACCAAUCAAAUUAGUUAAUUCAAUAUGGCUCUUAGUCAAGCAGCAGCUCUCCUCGAGAAAGUCGUCGGUCAUGAUAUCAAUGCCGUCACCGAGCAAGAUAUAACAAAUCCAGCACGGGACCGUCAAAAGUAUGCGGAUCCAAGUGGUGAGACUAUGAAAGCUCUAUGUUGGAUGGGGAAAAAUACUGUCAAGAUGCUCGUUGAAGACAGAGAUGUGAUUCUAAAAGUUACCGGAAGUACUGUUUGUGGAAGCGAUCUUCAUUUACUUCAUGGCUCGGUUAUAGAGUUAGAGAAGGGAGAUAUUCUCGGUCAUGAGUUUUGUGGUGAAGUUGAGUCUAUGGGCCCAGCUGUAAAGGGGUUAAAGAAGGGUGAUCGUGUGGUUGCCAGUUUCCAGAUUGCUUGUGGCGAUUGUUACUAUUGCGAAAAGAAACAAUCAUCUCAAUGUGAAAAGACGAAUAGUAAUACUAUUGAAAACGGAAUGUAUGGAGGAAGAACAGCAGGAAUGUUUGGCUACUCUCAUUUCACUGGUGGAUUUGCAGGUGGUCAAGCAGAAUAUGUUAGAGUUCCAUUAGGGGAUGUCAAUCUUCUCAAGCUUCCAUCAAAUGUUCCAGAUGAGAAGGGUCUCUUCUUGUCGGAUGUCAUCUGUACAUCUUGGAACUGUGUUGUAGACACCGGAGUCGAAAAGGGAGACGUGGUUGCUAUUUGGGGUGCUGGCCCAAUUGGACAAAUGUGUGCAGAAUUUGCUUUCAUGAACGGUGCAUCACGAGUCAUCAUGAUCGAUAGCAACUGGAGAUUAGACUUUGUCAAGUCUAAAAUCCCCAAGGUCGAACUCCUCGAUUAUAGUAAACUUCCUCGGGGAACCUCUGUCACCUCCAAGCUAAAGGAGAUGGUUCCACGAGGACCCGAUGUCGCACUCGAGUGCGUAGCAGGCGAAUAUGCCAAAGGCUGGGCCCACUACUUCGAGAUGAUGCUCGGCAUGGAAACAGACACAUCCGAGAUUGUCAACGAAAUGAUCACAUCCGUUAAGAGCUACGGUCGAUGUGGUAUUACCGGCGUUUACGUCGGGUACACUAACCACUUCAACAUCGGAUCUUUGAUGGAACGCGGUAUCCGACUUAUUGGCAAUGGACAAGCUCCAGUACAUAUGUAUUGGGAAAAACUUCUUGAAAUGAUUGAGAAGAAUGAAGUUGAUCCUUUGCAAAUGGUAUCUCAUCGGGUCUCAUUGGAUGAACUUGACGAUGUCUACUAUAAGUUCGAGAAGAAGGAAGAUGGAAUGCAGAAAGUUUUUGUGCAGACGAAGUUUUCUGCACCAGCUGCUCCGGGAAGUCCAAGUCUUACAACGUAUAAGAAAUAAGGAAUGAAUGGAAUGUUUAAUGAAGGUUGAUAAUGAUGAUGAAAACAUGUAUUUUUUAGCAAAAAGCAAUAUAUCAAUAUUUUAUUACGAAGCA